GGGCGGAGCCCCGGGCGGUGAUGUCACUUUGGGGAUUCCCAGCCUGAUGACUUCUAGGGCGGGUGUGGGGGAGAUCAGUGAUGGAGCGGAGCGGGUAUCCCCCCCCCCCCCCAGAAUCUGCGACCACCGCCCGGGGAACAGGUCUCUCUACUGUAAGUGCGGCCACAUCCUGAGGAGGGCGCUACAGAGCCUGUGCGGACACCGAUACUCACUAGAGAUCAGCGGUGACACACUUGUCUGUCAGGAUCACCAGCUCGCCAUGAUUCGUGGUCCCGCGGGCUGCGGUCGGUCGGAUCAGAGGAGGGAUCUGGCUGAUCACCUGGAUGGUGACUGCUCCGUGUGUCCCGGCUGCUCCCAGACGAUCUCCAGAAACCAGAGUCAGAAACACAACUGUGAAAAAACCAUCUGCAAGGAUCCGACUAAAGGCAAAAACCACCAGGGCGGCGCCAUGGACUGUCCAUACACUUCUCUGGGCUGCACCUACAGGGGGAGCAGAGAUAAGAUGAAGGAACAUGAGAAGUCGGCGGCAGCGUUUCACCUCUCAUUGGUUUUGACGAUUUUACGACAAAUCCAGAGCGGUCGCCCUGCUGCUGCGGUGACAGAGAACGGAUUUGGUGCUUACAAUGGGGACGUCAUAAAAUUACCGUCUAUUCUCCAUAAUGGGGAGUCAGUGUACGAGGAGAUCGCCGCCGAUUGCGGACACCAUUAUGGCGCUAUGAUGACCUCAGACCUGACCUCAAGGAUCUGUGCGCUGGAAAACCGGAUACAAGUGACUGAAAACAUCAUCACCGUAAUGAACCGGGAGAUCGACUCCUACAGCGCCAAACUGACCGCCGCGCAGGAGCAGAUCGACCAGGAACAUCGCAAGGUCCGGGCCUGUGAGGCAAAG
Molecule: messenger RNA, 889 nt
Organism: Hyla sarda
Lineage: Eukaryota; Metazoa; Chordata; Amphibia; Anura; Hylidae
Product: TNF receptor-associated factor 1-like
Exons: 5
Source: RefSeq, a predicted model, not a curated record